Molecule: messenger RNA, 1377 nt
Organism: Pipistrellus nathusii (Nathusius's pipistrelle)
Lineage: Eukaryota; Metazoa; Chordata; Mammalia; Chiroptera; Vespertilionidae
Source: the annotation of a GenBank genome assembly
AUGAACAAACCGGUAACACCAUCAACAUAUGUGCGCUGCCUCAAUGUUGGACUAAUUAGAAAGCUGUCAGAUUUUAUUGAUCCUCAAGAAGGAUGGAAGAAGUUAGCAGUAGCUAUUAAAAAACCAUCUGGUGAUGAUAGAUACAAUCAGUUUCAUAUAAGGAGAUUUGAAGCAUUACUUCAAACUGGAAAGAGUCCCACCAGUGAAUUACUGUUUGACUGGGGCACCACAAAUUGCACAGUUGGUGAUCUUGUGGAUCUUUUGAUCCAAAAUGAGUUUUUUGCCCCUGCGAGUCUCUUGCUACCAGAUGCUGUUCCCAAAACUGUUAAAACGCUGCCUUGUAAAGAAGCUGUAACAGUUGAGCAGAAUCAGAUGCCUCUAUAUAAUAAAGACAGGUCAUUUGUGAAACCUGUGCGGAAUCCUGAGCAAAAUUAUACACCACCUGACUCCUCCAAUACAGAAAGUUUAGAAGUUAGUGAUACACGUUUUCACAGUUUUUCAUUUUACGAAUUGAAGGACGUCACAAAUAACUUUGAUGAGAGACCCAUUUCUGUUGGUGGCAACAAAAUGGGUGAGGGCGGAUUUGGAGUUGUUUAUAAAGGCUAUGUGGACAACAGAACUGUGGCUGUGAAGAGGCUUGCAGCAGUGGUUGACAUUAGUAAUGAAGAAUUGAAACAACAGUUUGAUCAAGAAAUAAAAGUAAUGGCAAAGUGCCAACAUGAAAAUUUAGUAGAACUACUUGGUUUCUCAAGUGAUGGAGAUGACCUCUGCUUAGUAUAUGUUUACAUGCCUAACGGUUCAUUACUAGACAGACUGUCUUGCCUGGAUGGUACUCCACCACUUUCUUGGCACAUGAGAUGCAGGAUUUCUCAGGGUGCAGCUAAUGGCAUCAGUUUUUUACAUGAAAACCAUCAGAUUCACAGAGAUAUUAAAAGUGCAAAUAUCCUACUAGAUGAAGACUUUACAGCCAAAAUAUCUGACUUUGGGCUUGCACGGGCUUCUGAGAAGUUUUCCCAGACAAUCAUGACUAGCAGAAUUGUGGGAACAACAGCUUAUAUGGCACCUGAGGCUUUGCGAGGAGAAAUAACACCCAAAUCUGACAUCUACAGCUUUGGUGUGGUUUUACUAGAAAUAAUAACUGGACUUCCAGCUGUGGAUGAACAUCGGGAACCUCAGUUGUUGCUAGAUAUUAAAGAAGAAAUUGAAGAUGAAGAAAAGACAAUUGAAGAUUAUGUUGAUAAGAAGAUGAAUGACAUUGAUUUCACUUCCAUUGAAACUAUGUACUCUGUUGCCAGUCAAUGUCUGAAUGAAAAGAAAAAUAAGAGACCAGACAUUAAGACGGUCCAACAGCUGCUGCAAGAAAUGAUGGCUUCUUAA